Molecule: messenger RNA, 730 nt
Organism: Anopheles arabiensis
Lineage: Eukaryota; Metazoa; Arthropoda; Insecta; Diptera; Culicidae
Product: 40S ribosomal protein S10a-like
Exons: 1
Coding region: 130-609 (159 amino acids)
Cellular component (GO): cytosolic small ribosomal subunit
Molecular function (GO): RNA binding; structural constituent of ribosome
Source: RefSeq, a predicted model, not a curated record
ACACGGUACAUAUGACACACUCUCGCAUUUUGUGAGAAUCAUUCCAGUUUUCAAUCUACCAGAAAACGUUUUGCGCCUCCGUUUCUGUUUGUUCUGUUAUUUGUGUUGGCUGUUUAAUCACACCAAAAAAUGUUCAUCCCGAAGGCGAACCGCAAUGCGAUCUACACGGCCCUGUUCAAGGAGGGAGUGUUGGUUGUCCGCAAGGACCAUCGCCCGUCGAUGCACUGCGAGCUGAAAACGAUCCCGAACCUGCAGGUCAUAGUGACGCUGAAGUCGCUCAUCUCACGCAAUUACGCCAAGGAAAAGAUCGUCUGGAACACUUACUACUGGACGCUGACCAACGAGGGCAUUGUCUAUCUGCGCGACUGUCUGCACUUUCCUCCUGAGGUGGUCCCUGCGACACUGAUCCAGCGUGAGCGGGCUGUACGGGACAGCACCAACAGCAAGGCAGUGCGGCAAGAAGGCUUCGCACAGCGGCGGGACACCGAAGGGCGUGAGAUGUACCGCCGGCAGCCGAAUCGUUACGUGGACAAGCGUGGCGACGUUGGAUCCGGUACCGGGGAGUUGCAGUUCCGCGGAGGAUUCGGUCGUGGCAACCAGUACGAUUAGGACGGGAAUGUCGUCUUGUGGAACGCUCAUAUCGCAUGUGAAAUUCCUCGAAACAACCGCAUCGCAGGUGCACUUCCGAAGAAGAAAUAAAAGCAAGGCGCUCUAGGAUUUCACAACAUAA